AUGGACAGACUGACGGCCGCCAUGAAGUCUCCCACCAAGGCUGGGAGCAUGGCUCCAGACACCUCUGUUCGCCCAAAGUCCUGUGCGUCGCCGCGGCCCUCAACGCCGCAAAACCGCCUUCUUGGUCGUGGCUCUCUCGGGUCGCUUCGGCGCCUGAGGAGCAGGUUGAGCCUGGGGAGCCUUCGCAAGAGCUCGCCAGAAAGAAAGGAUGUCACGAGGCUGAGUGGCCACGUGACCGGAGGUUCGCCAGUUCACAGCCGGCCCUCAUUUCGCCCUUUGUCGAUUGUCAAUACGGCCUUACAUCCGUUUAACUUCGAUGUCACUGCGGCCAUGCAUGCCGUGCAAGACCAGACCCUUUCUCCCUCCCACAAGGCCAACAGCACGGCAGAGUGUGCUCCUGGUGACAGCAUGGCAUCAGGACAGGAAAGCAGCGAGCCGCUGGCUCAAUUCGCACGUCUCUCAAAUGAAGAGCGUGACGAUGAUGAGAAGACAAUCAAACCAGCUGGUCGAUCUGACGAAGACCUGCCCGCCCAAGCCUUCCCUCCAUCUCCCUCUCCCUCUCCCGCUCCCGCUCCCGCCAACGAUGCUCAAGAACGAGCCAACAAUCCGGUCUUCACUGGCAAUUUUCGGUCCCUGAUCAAUCUACCUGCGCCAGACAUCAGCCAGCACCCGGCCUUCCAGAGUGACCCGGCGACCUCAACCAGCGACGCCCCUCUGCUGGUCACGACCUCUACGGCGGCAGAGAUUCGACAAUGGGCUAAAGAGAGGGGCCAAGUCCAUGCGGAGCAUGGCAACGGAGUCAACGCGGCUGCAGGCACACCAAACAGCGGCGCAGGGGGAGCGAACCCCGCCAACGACCAAGCAUCUGGCGCGGCAGGUGCGAUGACACCCCGUCGUGCAGUCCGUUUUGUGACUCCAACCGGCCCUCGUCGUCGAGAAGGGCGAAGAAGCUCCGAGGCUAGGACGCCAGGAGUUUUCUCUCUUCGACACAACUUUUCCCGUCUCCGACUCGACUCUGACAAUGCCGAAACUGAAACCAGUGACGCACUGACCGGAGGUGCUGCAAUGACUUCGCCAACAGCGCAGCCCAAGACACCAGUCGACAGCGACAAGCGAGCCAAGGCGUCAGGCUCACAGGAAGUCGAACCAAAGAGGACCGGUCUACGAAAGGUUACUGGUUUGUUCAAAUCGAAGUCCGACAAGACCCAGCCUGACCCGACGUCCCCGCUCCCAGACCGUCCCAAUUACCGCCGACCAAGAGAGGAUCUCGUACGUAGCUUCUCUACUUGA
Molecule: messenger RNA, 1290 nt
Organism: Capronia epimyces CBS 606.96
Lineage: Eukaryota; Fungi; Ascomycota; Eurotiomycetes; Chaetothyriales; Herpotrichiellaceae
Exons: 2
Coding region: 1-1290 (429 amino acids)
Source: RefSeq, a predicted model, not a curated record